AUGUAUAAGCUGGCCUCCUGCUGUUUGCUUUUCAUAGGAUUCUUAAAUCCUCUCUUAUCUCUUCCUAUCAUUGACUCCAGAGAAGUGUCCCUUCAGCUCUCAGCACCUGAUGAAGAUGCAAAGUUAACUUGGGAUGAACCGAAAAGAGCUUCCCUUCUGCAGAUACUGCCAGAGAUGCUGGGUGCAGAGAGAGGUGAUGGUCUUAGGAAAGCAGAUUCUAGAACCCACAAUUUUAACCCAAGAGGAAAUCUGAGAAAGUUUCAGGAUUUUUCUGGACAAGAUCCUAACGUUUUACUGAGUCGUCUUUUGGCCAGAACCGAGAAACAAUAUAAGAAACGUGGGACUAUCUCUGAAUGCUUCUGGAAAUACUGUGUCUGA
This is a messenger RNA of Cynocephalus volans (Philippine flying lemur), 378 nucleotides long. It is a transcript of the gene UTS2, whose product is annotated as urotensin 2. The coding region runs from base 1 to 378 and encodes 125 amino acids. Lineage: Eukaryota; Metazoa; Chordata; Mammalia; Dermoptera; Cynocephalidae. The transcript is spliced from 4 exons. Gene Ontology annotation, biological process: regulation of blood pressure; blood vessel diameter maintenance. Gene Ontology annotation, molecular function: hormone activity. The record is from RefSeq and is a predicted model, not a curated record. Gene Ontology annotation, cellular component: extracellular region.